AUGUUGAGACUUAAUCCCAAUAAAUGUACAUUCGGGGUAAAAUCAGGAAAGCUACUAGGGUUCAUUGUCAGCAAUACAAGAAUAGAAGUUGAUCCAGAGAAAGCGAAUGCAAUCAUCAAUAUGCCUCCCCCCAAGAACGAGAAGGAAGUGCGAGGUUUUCUAGGAAGAAUUCAAUAUAUCAGUCGAUUCAUCGCGCAACUAACUCCGGUUUGUGCACCAAUCUUUAAAUUGCUGAGAAAGAACUCGCCAAAGGAGUGGAAUGAAGAGUGUCAAGAGGCAUUUGAUCAGAUAAAGAAGUAUUUGUCCAAUCCACCUGUGUUGGUCCCUCCGGUUCCUGGGAAACCAUUGUUGUUGUAUUUAUCGGUAACUGACUCAUCAAUGGGGGAAGUUUUAGGACAAUAUGACGAAGAUGGUAAGAAAGAGCAGGCAAUAUACUAUAUCAGCAAGACAUUGUCCGGAUACGAAUCAAAAUAUUCCACAUUAGAGAAAACAUGCCUUGCCCUUAUCUGGGCUACUCAACGGCUUAGACAUUACAUGGUAUCUCAUUCAGUGCAGUUGUUAUCAAGGAUGGACCCGCUUAAAUAUCUAUUUGCAAAGCCAAUGAUCUCAGGGAGAACGGCCAGGUGGCAGUUGUUGCUAGAAGAAUUUGACAUCACUUAUGUGACACAAAAGUCAAUAAAGGAAAGAGAAAUAGCGGAUCACUUAGCAACACAACCUAUUCCAAAUUGUGAGACACCCAUAACAGAAUUUCCCAACGAACAUAUUCUUGUUGCUGAACAAGAUGAUGAAGGUGAAUUAUGGAGGAUGUAUUUCGAUGGAGCAAUGAACCCAGUUGGUAAAGGAACAGGGGAAAUUUUGAUAUCUCUUGAUGAGGUACGCAUUCCAAUUUCCGUUCGAUUGAAUUUCAAUUGUACCAACAACAUGGCUGAAUAUGAAGCAUGGAUUGCUGCCUUAGAAUUAUCCGCCAAAAAGUUGGAGACACAAGAAUCAGUUUGCAAUGCAUUAGCCAUUUUAGCAUCACUAAUCCCAAUCCCAGGAGAUUCCACAGUCAAACCCAUCGAGGUGGCACGAAGAGAGCGACCAACUUACUGUUAUGCGGUCGAGAUUGAAGCAGAAAUGCCAAACGGAGACCCAUGGUAUCGAGAUAUCAAAAAGUACUUAGAAGACCGAAAUAUUCCUGACGGAUUUAGCAAAAAAGAGCGUCGUUACAUACAACGCAUGUCUUUUCAAUUUAUCAUUCUCGGAGGAGCGCUUUAUAAAAAAUCUUAUGAUGGGAUUUUGCUGAGGUGUGUAGAUGGAGAUGAAGCUCGACGCCUUCUUAAUGAGUUGCAUCCUCUUACAUCACCAUGGCCUUUUUCUGUCUGGGGCAUUGAUGUACUUGGGAAAUUGGAUCCUUCCGCGUCAAAUGGACAUGAGUACAUCAUAGUGGCAAUUGAUUAUUUUACAAAGUGGGUGGAGACAAUAUCUGUAAAGAAUCCUACGAGGAAUCAGACUGUUAAAUUCCUCACAAACAACAUCAUAUGUCGUUACAGAUUGCCAAAUGAGAUUAUAUCAGAUAAUGGAUCCAAUUUUGUUAGCAAGGAGGUAAAAAGGGAGUGUGAAAAGUACAAGAUCCAGCUAAUCAACUCAACCGUUUACAUGUCGCAAACCAACGGUGCUGUGGAAGCUGCAAAUAAGACAUUAGGCAGAAUUUUGAAGAAGAUGACAUAA
Molecule: messenger RNA, 1710 nt
Organism: Papaver somniferum (opium poppy)
Lineage: Eukaryota; Viridiplantae; Streptophyta; Magnoliopsida; Ranunculales; Papaveraceae
Exons: 3
Coding region: 1-1710 (569 amino acids)
Biological process (GO): DNA integration
Molecular function (GO): nucleic acid binding
Source: RefSeq, a predicted model, not a curated record